UUUUUCGCGAGAUGGAACCAAAUCUAAUCUAAUCAGGCUCUAUUGUCGCGUAUUCAGUAGCUAAGUGCAAAUCAUAACUUUAUUAAAUUCAAUUUAUUUUGUCAUUUACUUGUUGAUCUACGUCGAUAUAUUACAUAAAACCCGGGUACACUGAGACUGCGCAUAGAUUCCCCACCUUAGGUGGCCAUACUAGGAAAUGCGUCGUGCUUAGAUUAUGAUAUUUUAAAUCAUUCGCGAUCCAAUCGAUAUGUGAACAGAAGAAUGAUUGUGAUAAUUUUGGAACAACAUUAAGUGUGAGGUUUUAAUAUAUAAACAUGUUACAUACGAUUAGAAAUAUCUCGUUUGUUUCUAGAUAAGAGUGCUCAUUGGGCUUUCUUCCAGGAACAUUUUUUCUAUAAAGUUAGUGUGGGUCUAAGCCCUGGUUCGAAAGGUUUUAGUGUAGUCGAGGAAAACCCACGAGAUGGGUCCAUUACUAAUAUUCGCAGUUGGUAUCGUUUUCCCUGCAUUGAUCAGUGCUGGACCAUAUCCGAAUUUCCAUUCGGAAUUGGAAUUGCAGCUACUGGACCAAGAAAAAGAUUGGUGGGAGUCAAGCUCCUUGUACCAAAUAUAUCCUAGAUCGUUCAAGGAUAGUGAUGGCGAUGGUAUCGGCGAUAUUAAAGGAAUAACGCAAAGCCUUCAAUACUUGAAAGAAAUUGGGGUAACAGGCACAUGGCUCUCUCCAAUUUUCAAAUCUCCAAUGGCCGAUUUUGGAUACGAUAUUGCGGACUUUUAUGAUAUCCAACCAGAGUAUGGAACUUUGGAAGAUUUCGAUGAGUUAAUCGCGGAGGCUCGCAAACUCGGAUUAAAAAUUAUCUUGGACUUUGUGCCCAAUCAUUCGAGUGAUGAGUGUGAGUGGUUCCAGAAAUCUCUAAACAAACAGGACGGCUAUGACGAUUUCUAUGUCUGGCAUCCCGGAUUUCCAGAUCCAAACAACUCGUCGAAUAGAUUGCCACCGUCAAAUUGGGUCAGUGUUUUCCGAAAGUCAGCCUGGACAUGGCGAGAAGAGCGUCAAGAAUUUUAUCUCCACCAGUUCGCGAUUAAGCAACCCGAUCUGAACUACAGGAAUCCAGCAGUCGUUGAAAAAAUGAAGGAUGUGUUGACUUUCUGGUUUGACCGUGGUGCUGAUGGUUUCCGGAUUGAUGCCAUCCCCCAUCUUUUUGAAAAGGAAACGGACAGCAAUGGAAACUUUUUGGAUGAGCCCUGGGGAGGUUGGACCAAUGAUACGGACGAUUAUGAAUAUCUUGAUCACAUUUACACUAAGGAUCAACCGGAAACAAUUGACAUGGUAUACCAGUGGCGGAAAUUAGCUGACGACUACCAAAAGGAACAUGGCGGUGACACAAAGAUUUUAUUAACGGAGGCUUAUUCACCUAUCGAUGUUAUAAUGCAAUAUUAUGGAAAUGGAACACACGAGGGUGCCCAUAUCCCAUUUAAUUUUUUGUUCAUUGAAGAGUUAAAUGGCGAUUCAAACGCAAAUGAUUAUAAAAAUGUAAUCAACAAGUGGAUGGACAAUAUGCCGGCCGGGCGUACAGCCAAUUGGGUGCUGGGUAACCACGACAAAUCUCGAGUAGGAAGCCGAUUCGGCGAGGAGAAGAUUGACCUGCUGAACAUGCUGAUGAUGGUUAUGCCUGGGGCGACUGUCACUUACAAUGGUGAAGAAAUUGGCAUGACUGAUGUGUACAUCUCAUGGAAUGACACCGUUGAUCCACAAGCGUGUAACACGAACCCCGACAUUUAUCUUUGGUACACCCGCGAUCCAGCUCGUACUCCCUUCCAGUGGGAUGAUUCUACCAGUGCAGGUUUUUCGACUAACAAGUCAACAUGGCUGCCUGUAGCUGAAAAUUAUGCAGAAGUAAAUGUGAAGCAAGAGAGAAAAUUUAUUAAGAGCCACCUUCAUACCUACAACCGAGCAAAAGCUCUAAGAAGUACGAAAACUUUGCAAGAUGGCAAUAUGAAAGUAGAAGCCGUGCAGGAUCGUGUUUUGGUAAUAAUAAGGGAAUUGUCUGGACAGCCUACUUAUGUUUACGUUGCGAACAUCGGUUCGAAACUGGAACGUGUUGAUUUGACAACGGUGACCAACCUACCAAAUGUUUUGAAUGUUGCUGUUUCCAGCAUUCAAUCUCCGCGUCGAAUUGGUGAAAGCAUUAAAACCAAAGAACUCAUUUUAUUGCCAAAUGAAGCUCUCAUUCUUCAGACGGGUAGUUCGUCAACUUCAAUUUUAGGAUACUAUUUUUACCUAUUCAAAUAGCUUAACAAAGCGUGACUGUUUUUCGU
Hermetia illucens (black soldier fly) is the source of this 2313-nucleotide messenger RNA. Its product is annotated as maltase A3-like. Bases 461 to 2287 code for a protein of 608 amino acids. The record is from RefSeq and is a predicted model, not a curated record. NCBI's taxonomy places the organism in Eukaryota, Metazoa, Arthropoda, Insecta, Diptera, Stratiomyidae. Gene Ontology annotation, biological process: carbohydrate metabolic process. The transcript is spliced from 9 exons.